UAACGAGCGCAGUCCUCUGGGCAUCAACGCGUCUCCCACAUCUUCCAUAUCAACAGUGAACAGCAACUAAACAAACUCUGGGCGUCGCUUGCACUAUUUUGGACAGCUCUUGAUCAUCCAAGUGUUUAGAGCGUUUGCCAUGGUCGUUUGUCCCAUUUGCAACAAGGGCGUGAAAGCCUCUGAAAUCAACAGCCAUAUCGACUCGGGCUGCCAAACAUUCAUCGUCGACGACAGCAAAGAGCAGGCGACAUCGUCCCCGCCGAACGGCACGCAGAGCAACACCCAGAGCCAACCACCAAGUUCGACGCAGAAAAAGCGAUCCGCGGCAGCAUUCUUCCAGACGCCCACGGCGAAGCGACAGGCAAUCGCCCCUGCCAGAACCUCGGCGCCGCCGCAGACAAACGGGGUUGGAGGCACCAAGGCUGGGGUCAAGCGGAGCUACGAUGACGGCCCAGGUUUUAAGGGCCCGGCUGUAGACGCACCUUCCACCACGAACGGUACAGGAGAAAACAAAGACGGCGCGGCGCCAGCACCGGCAGACGCACGGCAACCUAACGACGCUGCGGACAGCCCGGACCGACCGCUGGCAAAACGAUCCAAGACCACCAGAAAUGCACCCCUCGCCGAGCGCAUGCGGCCGGACACACUGGAUGAUGUAUUUGGUCAAGACCUCGUGGGCCCUAACGGGGUGCUGCGCUCUCUAAUAGAGUCAAAUCGCCUCCCGAGCAUGAUUCUCUGGGGAGGGUCGGGCACUGGCAAGACGACCAUCGCACGGUGCAUUGCACGGCGGGUGGGGAGCCGAUUCAUCGAGUUGAACGCUACGAGCACGGGAGUGGCCGAGUGCAAGAAGCUGUUCGGCGAGGCGGCCAACGAGCUGGCUCUGACGGGGCGGAGGACCAUCAUCUUCUGCGACGAGAUCCACCGCUUCAGCAAGUCGCAACAGGAUGUAUUUCUGAAGCCUGUCGAGGCGGGGACUAUCACGCUCAUAGGUGCCACGACGGAAAACCCUAGCUUCAGAGUCCAAUCAGCGUUGCUCAGCCGGUGCAGGACAUUCACUCUCCAGUCGCUCACGGAAGAAGACAUCCAGCGCAUCCUUCUCCGCGCCCUCCAACAAGAAGUCGAACAUGAAGGCCUUACACUCAGCCCACUAAUCGACGAAGAACUCCUCCGCUACCUCGCAGCCUUCGCCGACGGCGAUGCCCGCACGGCGCUCAACCUCCUCGAACUCGCUCUCUCACUCACCAACCGCCCAUCAUCCGACUCCUCCGAGCCGCUCACGAAAGAAGCCAUCAAGGCCGCCCUGACCAAGACGCUCGUCUACGACCGCGCAGGCGACCAGCACUACGACACGAUCUCGGCCUUCCACAAGUCCGUGCGCGGCUCCGACCCGGACGCGGCGCUCUACUACCUCGCGCGCAUGCUGCAGUCGGGCGAGGACCCGCUCUUCAUCGCACGGCGCAUGGUGGUGAUCGCGUCCGAGGACGUCGGGCUGGCCGACAACACGCUGCUGCCGCUCGCCACGGCCACCUACACGGCCACGCAGCAGAUCGGCAUGCCCGAGGCACGCAUCCCGCUCGCCCACUGCGCCGUGGCGCUCUGCCUCGCGCCCAAGAGCACGCGCGCCUACAGGGGGCUCAACAACGCGCUCUCGGCGCUGCAGGAGCCCGGGGUCGCGGCCUUGCCGGUGCCCGUGCACCUGAGGAAUGCGCCCACCCGGUUGAUGAGGGAGAUGGGCUAUGGGAAAGAGUACAAGUACCCGCCGAAUUAUCGGGGUGGGAGGGUCAAGCAGGACUAUCUGCCGGAGCAAUUGCUCGGCAGGAGGUUUUUGGAGGAUAGAGAUUUGGGGUUGGAGGUGGAUCCCGAUGUUGAGAUGGAAGAGGCGCAGGAUGUUGGGAGGUGAUGAAAGGGGGCCAUUGCGGUCGAAGUGUAGGAUACAUACAUGCUGUACUAAGUGGUUAGGUAUUUGGCACAGGCAAAAAAUGGUGGUUUGGUAUCUGGAUGCAUGCAGGGUUGGCGUAUUGGCUUUCAUAGAGACAUGACUGGCUACCUGAAGUGGUGGAAUAGAACCCGAACACUGUUGAUGUUCGCAUCAUGAAUCGCU
Messenger RNA from Chaetomium strumarium, 2101 nucleotides. RefSeq lists its product as uncharacterized. Gene Ontology annotation, cellular component: nucleus. The record is from RefSeq and is a predicted model, not a curated record. Lineage: Eukaryota; Fungi; Ascomycota; Sordariomycetes; Sordariales; Chaetomiaceae. Gene Ontology annotation, molecular function: enzyme activator activity; ATP hydrolysis activity; DNA binding. The coding region runs from base 140 to 1900 and encodes 586 amino acids. Gene Ontology annotation, biological process: DNA synthesis involved in DNA repair; DNA-templated DNA replication; DNA repair. The transcript has a single exon.